Aphanomyces invadans is the source of this 1775-nucleotide messenger RNA. RefSeq lists its product as hypothetical. The transcript has 2 exons. The coding region runs from base 198 to 1403 and encodes 401 amino acids. The record is from RefSeq and is a predicted model, not a curated record. NCBI's taxonomy places the organism in Eukaryota, Oomycota, Saprolegniomycetes, Saprolegniales, Verrucalvaceae.
GAGGAAAUGAAUAUUCUUCCAGCAUUAAAGGAGGGGAGGGCAAUCAUUCGAGUAGAUGAAGUGUUCUUUGAGGCCCACAGGCAACCUGCCCGCUCAAGGAGCGGCAAAGAUGGCGCGCUCAUCGGGGACCCUGGCGGCGGUUGUUUCUCCACGAUGUCGUUGAAACCCCGGGACGCUAUCCGGAUAACUAGACAACCAUGAACGAGGCGUACAUCCGCGACGCGGUCGUCCACAGGCUCAUUCCGCUUCCCGUGGACAUGGAAGAUGUGCAUGCGGAGCACAUGGAGAAGCCCCUGCAAGUGGACCAUUCGAAUCUCAGCAGCUUGAAGAAGACGCUGGACGCAUUCGCGCUCAAACACGGCUUCGUCGUGAAGCAAAUGUACCGCACGACGUCGAACGCGAAGUGGGCGUGUCGACCAAAGCUCAAAUCAGCGCAGCAAGAAGAUGAACGAGCAGAUACGACGUGUAUCUUUUCAGUGAACGCCAACGUGCGCAAGGCGGGCGGCGUCUACAUCACGAGCAUGAACUUGAAUCACAACCACGCAUUGCAGACGGACGACGACGUCGAGAGUGUCGACAUAUCGUCGAUCGAAGCACAAGCCGUCCAGGACUUGGAGACAUCACAUGGAGCGACUCUCGAUGAUUGCCGACGGGGGGACAAACGCCCUCACGAUACUGGCCUCUCGGGUGAAGCUGACGGCAGCGGGACGUCUUGGACACGCAACCUUUUGCGCCAUCGAGACGCAGCAAGUGGAUUCUGGGGAGAUUCACGGUGGUAUGAUCUCCAAAUUACGCGCCGCCUGCCUUUGGUCCCGCGCAUGUUGGACGAGAUUGUGUGGGCAAUGCCGCCCAUUGGACCCUCCCAUCGCGUGGCCGAUUUGUGCGCGGGAAGUGGGGCGUGCUCGGAGAAAGUGUUGGCUGCGUACCCAGACAUAGAGAUUGUGCUGUUCGAUGGGGCGAAGGAUCGCCUGGACCUCGCCGUCCAGCGCUUGCGCGCGACCGUGAGUUCGUCUUCCUCCCGUGCCAUCAGCUUCCACGUCGCAGACCUCAACAAGAUCUCCAUCUUGCGGAAAGCCCCCUUUGACGUGAUCGUCGCGUCCCUGGCCGUCCACGUUCUCGUGGAACGCCCGGCCCACGACUGCCACCCGUCGUCCUCGACGCCGCCGCGCCGGAAUGACAAAGAAGCCGAGCACAAACGUGUAUUCCAGCUGAUGUUCAACUCGCUCAGCCCCAAUGGUCACGUCCUUUUGGGCGACCACGUCGGGCAAGCUAGUUUGUUCUCCCACUUGAAAUGGAUGGAGGACGUAGGAUUUGUCGACGUCGAUUGUGCAUGGCGUCAAGAUGACUUUUUCGUGAUCGGGGGCCGCCGGCCGCCUCACCUUCGCGGUCAGCUCGUGCUUUGAUUGCUUGGCCCGUCUGCUACGUCCGCUGGUGGAAGCGUGUCCACUUGGACCAGUGUGUCGUCGCCGAUCGAGAUGGCGACGCUGUCGGUGGGGUGGCAACAACACCGAUAGGCGCUGUACACACAACACAGUGUUGUGGAGAAGAUGCAGAGCACGGCAAGAACGAUGGCGGCAAACGUAAUGGCCAACAGCGCGUCGGCCGUCACCGUGAACGGAUUCCAUGGCUUUGUGGACGGGGACAGGCACGUGCACGUAAACACCCCGACGUGGCAAGUCAAAUCGACCGGACAGCAGCAUGCCGAUUGAUUUUGCGGCUGCGGUAGAGCGAGAUGGGGGCGAGUAAAGAAACCACAGAAUGCACCUGGACGUUGG